UGUAGUUUGCAUAUCUGGCAUUUAAAAUUUGCACGUGUUGAUCUGUCGUUAUUCGUUAGCCGUGUUUUAUUGAUACAUUUAUUAGCAAUUAUGGGUAAAAAAGACAAAAAGAAAGGUAAAGGAGCCGAAAAAACAGCCCUAAAAACUGAGAAGAAAGCUCUUGCUAGAAUGAAGAGAGAACUAGCGGCUAAAGGGGAGGGUGAUAUUGAAAAAUUAAUUGCAAAGUCUCAAAAACAAGGUGGUAAACACGGAGAAGAGCCAUGUUCACAACCUGGUCCAAGGUCUGCUUUUACAUUAAGUCCUCAUCCUGAUAAGGAAGAAUUGAUUUUAUUUGGAGGAGAAUAUUACACUGGAAGCAAGACUUCUGUGUAUAAUGAGUUGUACUUUUACAAUAUCAAGAAAGGUACUUGGAGUCGAAUGAACACUCCUUUAAAUCCACCACCACGUUGUGCUCAUCAGGCAGUUGUUCUCUCACAAAAUGGAGGGCAGUUGUGGAUCUUUGGGGGAGAGUUUGUCAGCCCCACACGAACUGUUUUUUAUCAUUACAAAGAUCUUUGGGUUUUUCAUUUAGCUGAGAAGAGAUGGGAAGAAAUAAAAGCCCCUGGUGGACCUUCAGCCCGAAGUGGUCAUCGUAUGGUUGUGAGAAAAAAGCAAAUUGUAGUAUUUGGAGGAUUUCAUGAAACUUUUGAGAACUAUACAUAUUUGAAUGACCUUUAUGUCUUCAACCUUGAAACUUAUACCUGGAGUAAAAUUGAGCCUGUGGGUAAAAUUCCUUCACUUCGUUCUGCGUCUUUGUUCGCUCCCCUCACCGAUGGCCGAAUUCUUCUCUAUGGGGGCUAUUACAGACAGAAGGUGAAGAAGGGUGUUGACAAAGGCUCUGAAUUUACAGAUAUGUACCACUUGCAUGUGGAUGAAAGAAGUGUCCCUCAUAAAUGGAAGUGGCUCCAGGUAAAACCUUCUGGAAUCCCUCCUUCAGCUCGCACUGGCUUAUCCAUUGCUGUAGCCCCUAAUAAUCGUGCCUACGUUUUUGGUGGAGUACAUGAUGACGAAGUGGAUGAGGAGAAUUUGCUCAGUAUGUUUCACAAUGACUUAUAUGCAUUGGAAUUGGACACUGGUCGUUGGUUUCCAAUUAAUCUUCGAGGGAAAAAGUCAAGAGGAGGAAGAAAAAGGCAUAAAAGGAGCAGGAACGCUGCUGCUGCUGCUGCCAGUAGUAGUGAAGAUGAUGAUGAAAGUGAAGAAGUUGUUGAAGUUUUGAAGAAAACAACUCUUGCUGAUGAUGUGGAAGAGAUUUCUACAAUGACCGAUGAUGUAUUUACUGUGAAAAUUUUGCCUGGUACUUCAGACUCGGGAGUUAGCAACACAGUAACAGUGUCAUCCUCAAAUGAAGCUUUUCUUCCAAAAGGCCGCAUGGGUGCCAUCCUAGUUGUGAAAAAUGGUAUUUUGUAUCUGUAUGGAGGAUUCUAUGAGGAAGGAGAUCGGCGCUAUACUUUAUCCGAUUUUUAUUCAUUAGACAUUCACAAGCUGGAUGAAUGGAGGACAAUUGUUCCAUUUUCUAUUAGUCAUCUGGAUUGGGUGGAAUCAUCUGAAUCAGAGAGUGAAGAAAGCGGAGAGGAAAACGAUGAGGAGGAGGAGGAUGAUGAUGAUGAGGAGGAGGAGGAAGAAGAAGAUGAUGAUGACGACGAGGAAGAUUCUGAAGAAAUGGAGACAGAUUGAGAGAACAGACACAAGAGGUUUGAAUAAAACUGACAAAAAAAAUGUGCAUUUUGCUGAUGUAUAUAUAAAAUAAAAAUGUAAAUAGUUUUAGUGCUUUGUUUUUUAUUGUUUUGUUUUCAGUAAUAUUUCAUUGCAUCAGUAUUCUAUUUUUUUCAACUUUUGAUGUGAGGAAAUGUAAAAAACUUUUCAGACAAAUGUUAGACUUUAAGUGUUAAUUAAUUAUGAUAUGUGUAAAAAAACUGAGGAAGUCUAGAGUAAAAUUAUAAUAAUAAUUUUAAUUGCUUUUUUAGUUAGAGAUUUUCUUAAACUAAACCAUUCUCCAUGUUAUCAUAAAAUUUUAUACUUGUUUAAGAUAAAGAAAUGAAAUGUUAAAAAUUUAUUUUAAAAAUAUUAUUGUAAUAUUUAGCUUGUUUAUUAUAAGAUAGUUAAUAACAAUUUUAUCCUUGAAGAAAGGUAUUCAUAUUUCCCUAACUCUUUCUUAGACCCUGUGACAGUAAGUCACAUGGCAUGUGUUUUUUUCAUCUUUUCAAUCAGUUGUUGAGUUUUUUUAUUUUCAGCUAUUUUUAUUGAUCUUUAUAAAGUGAGAUUAAUCAAAUUUUGAUGAUGAUUACCUGUCUGCAAUUACUGUAAAAAGCAGUUGCAAUCUGUUCAUUUUGCUGUAACUAAUAAUAUUUUCACUUUAUUAGCCCUCAACAGUUAAGAGUUUUGUUUUGUUAUACUCACCUUUAAGACGAUGGGAAAUUAGAUGAAAUUUUAAAGUGCAUACAAGGAUGAAAACUUUAUACAUUGUAUUAUUAUUGUAGCAUUAUGCAUCGUAACCUAUCAACUCCACUGAAAAGCAAUAUGACUAAUCUAUUAUGAAAAUUCCAAAAUAUUUACACUUUGAAACAAUAUAUUAUGAUAAAUAUUUUUUGACCAUGCAUGAUUAACUAAUCAAUGAUAGGAUAAGUUGCAAUAUUUUAUAAAGUAAACUGCAAUAAUGACAAAUAAUUAAAAUUAAAGCAAUUAUUUUCCAUAUUCUCUUAUUGGGCCUUUCAUUUUCCACAAUUUAUACCUCUAUAAAGUGGAGUUUUCAGUUACUGGAAUUUUUUUUGACACAUUUGGAAUUAUGUAUUGUGGCUAUCUAAUACUAUUUUUAUUUGACUUUGGAGAAAACAUCU
This is a messenger RNA of Argiope bruennichi, 2873 nucleotides long. RefSeq names its product kelch domain-containing protein 4-like. The record is from RefSeq and is a predicted model, not a curated record. The coding region runs from base 91 to 1713 and encodes 540 amino acids. Lineage: Eukaryota; Metazoa; Arthropoda; Arachnida; Araneae; Araneidae. Gene Ontology annotation, molecular function: protein binding. The transcript has 9 exons.